Castor canadensis (American beaver) is the source of this 8548-nucleotide messenger RNA. NCBI's taxonomy places the organism in Eukaryota, Metazoa, Chordata, Mammalia, Rodentia, Castoridae. The record is from RefSeq and is a predicted model, not a curated record.
UGCCACCAUGCCAUGUGGAGUCAGUGCUGUGUCAGUUCUUCCCUGGAUACCUUGUUUCAGGUGGCUUGAACCAUAUGGCUGGGCUUUCCACAUAGGCACUUUGCUAGGUCUGGUUUGGUUUAGAUAAAGGGAACUGAGGUUCUUCAGGGAGGUCUGGCCACAAAUGGAGUUCUCUGUUGCUCCCACAGUGAUGGGUCCCACCACCACAAUGGUUCCAGCUGGGGAGCUUUGAUGACGCCAGCACAUCAUGUACAGCGUGGAAGAUCUCCUGAUUUCUCAUGGAUACAAACCCUCACGAGACCUCUCAAGACCACGCAAGGAUAAUCCCGAGGGGUGCCAGCAAACUGGGACAAGGCCCCAAGCGGGCCAUGGUCUGCUGAACGGAUAUGAGGAUGACCCUACAGCCUUUGCUCACAAUUGUACAUCCCUGGGGAAGGGACUUGUGAGUGACUCAGAGAGCAGCCGCAGCACGCCGAGAGGCCACGGGGAGCGCCAAAGUGCUUCUGCUUCUAAAACUGCUGAGGCGGGUAAGCUUCCUCAACCCACCUUACCAUGGCUCUCACAGCCCCAGAUCAGAACCGACCACACCCACAGGAGAAGAGGACAGGAGGUCACUAGCUUGCUGGGUCUGAGGGACCGGGAAGACGUGGAGGUCAGAGGAAUGGCUCAAGCCCACAGUCUGCCCGUCCACAUGAGGGAGGGUCCAUGGGAAGUUGGAGGAAGGACAGAGCAUGUGAUGAAGAAGGCAGUUUGGGAAGAAGAGCUGAGGAUGUCAGGUCCUGCCAAGUGGCACAACGUAAACCUUGAAAGCUGGAACCAGUCAAGGAAAUUAGGGAGACAGAUGUCUGAGGGUGAUGGAAAGAGACUCUUUCAAGAUCUGUACCCAUUUGUUCAAGGAGAGAAUUUACUGAUUUCUCAGAACAAAAAGAAAUCCCGGUCGUUGCCUCGAGUUCUUUCCCCUGAAAGCCUGGCUUGCAUGGAAAUUCCCAUUCCUUUAAAUGAUGGCCAUUUACCAGGUGUCCCUAAAAUGCCACUAUAUCCUCCAAAUUGUGCACCAUAUGUGGAAGCCACAAGGAACCCUGAGAAGGCUGCAUUUCCCCGGCCGAAGUUCGGGAGACCUGUCAAGCCUCCUUCUUAUGGCUCUCACCAUCUGUCCAGGGGAGGGGAAAAUAGUGACUCAGGAAGCCAGCACACAGACCGACAAGGGUCCUAUCUGACAAAAAGUAAUGACUCCAGGCAUGAGCGUGUAGUGUCAGACUCUGGCUUGGAGCCUCCAGUUUAUGUGCCUCCACCCUCAUACAGGUCGCCCCCCCAGCACAUCCCAAACCCCUACCUGGAAGAUCCAGUGCCCAGACAUGUGAGUGGCAACCAUAGUCAGCAGCAGCACCUGACUGAGGAGGUGGAAUCAGGGUGUCCACUUCCUUCUGGCCCAGUUGGAACUGGGAACGAAUACAGUGCAAGCCUACGAUCUCCUCAAGGGGCUCCCCGAUACUCCCACCCCAUCACUGCCUAUGAAGGCUCUGUUCAGUACAUCCCCUUUGAUGAUCCUCGGAUACGACACAUUAAACUAGCUCAGCCCCCAGGGUUCUGUGAAGAAACGAAGCAUGAUGACAGGCCAUAUAAUUCUUCUCCUGUCACUGCCCAAGAGUCAGCUCAUGGGAAAAUGAGACUUGAUGAUGCCCUUCGACAUCCACAGGGCCUGAUACCCACAUCAGGUGCCGAGCAGGGCCUGGCUUCUGCUGACCCCAGUCCUCGGUGGCUUUGGAGCCAGCUCCCCACAGACGGAGAAAAUGGAGUCUUCCUUGACCAAAGAGACCACUGUGUCAUGAGAGGACCACAGGCUGACAGGAGAGGUGACCAGCACGGACACCCAGGGGCCCAAGCUCCCUCCCCACACCCACAGGGCCAGAGUACCUGUGAAAGCCAAACAAAGCUCAGAAAGUUUGAAACUGGGAUUCAGACCAAGAAAAGUUCCAAGAAAAAAGUGAACGAGACCAUAUUUUGUUUGGUUUCCAUCCCAGUUAAGUCAGAAGCACAUCUGCCAGGUAUAGAUAGGAAUAACAAUGACCUAAAACCGAGUGGUGCGAGAAAGCCUGGGCUUGAUAAGGGCAUAGCUCUGCAAGAACAAAGUCUGUUGAGCAUGUCUUCCACUGACCUGGAGCUGCAGGCUCUCACAGGAAACAUGGCAUUCCCAAAACAAGAUCUGGGGGAACCGGAGGAAGACAAGCAAACAAAUGACCUCAGAUUCACCCACCUUGCAAAACACAGAGAACUCAAGUAUUCUGGCUCGUGGCCAGGCCACCUGUACAGGGACCAGCAAACCCAAACCAGUUUCCCUGAAGAAUCCAAAAGCCCGCAACACCUCCCGGCUGCAAAGCCAGAAGGGCCCAGGAACGUAGCACUGACCCCAAAAUGUUUAGACCCCACUGCCUCUGAAGCUCCCCUCCACCCAACAUUAGCAGACAGUGACCAAACACAGAAGCCAGAAGCUCCUAACCUCAGGGGUCAAAUGUCCCUCAGCCCAUCCAGCAAUAGCGCUUUUUCUAGGACUUCCUCAUCUAGAAAUCAGGCAUCUGUACCAAAAGCGGGCUCAGGUCAGCCCUGCCUAGAUGGGGACCACUCUCCACCCAAGCCGGAGGUGGUGAAAGGAGAGCCUACAGCUGGGCCAUGCAAUAGCAAACAACUAUUUGGUCAGUUUCUCCUGAAACCGGUUAGUCGUCGGCCCUGGGAUCUGAUAAGCCAGUUAGAAAGUUUCAACAAGGAGCUUCAAGAAGAGGAAGAAAGCCAUAAUAGUAGCAGCAGCAGCAGCAGCAGCAGCAGCAGCAGUGAGGAUAGUGAGACAGAUCAGCAGCCUGAAGACUGGGCUGACUGUAGACCAAGGCCCCGGGGCUACCAUGAAAGCAGCCAGGAAAGGAGAACCGAGCAGCAGCCAAGGGUGUCAGCGCCAGAGGACCCUGGGUUUCAGGUGGGAAGAGUUAAAAGUAAGUCUGAGAGCUGGAGUGAGGAGCCAAAGCCUUGCCAGCAUGAUGGUCCUCUGUCCCCUGGUGCCUCGCAGGUGAAAGACAGCAGAGGUGACCCCUUCCAGUGGGUAACUGAAAGUGUGAUGGCAGAGCAGCAGCAGCGGAAGCAGGAGGUUGUGAAUGGGAUGUAUGAGCUAGUGGUCAGUCCAGGUCCUGUGAAAAGAACCAUGGCCACAAAACCAGCAACUCCAUCCUCUCUGGCUGAACCAAGGGAGCCCCUGGAAAGCUGGGAAUUCACUGAACUCACAGAAGCUUUAGGCUCUGUGCCACUGAGCAGAGUGGUCCCUCUGGAGGUGGAUAGUGGUGAAGAGAUGGGCACAGUGGUCGCACUGUCGCUUACUAACAAAACCCGAGGCCUCUCAGCACCAGACCUGCGCUCUGUGGGGCUCACAACAGGACACAAGCAGAAUGUCACUGAGCUCGAGGAGGCUUUGGGAGGAAGGAAUGCAAUGGAAAUCCCCCCAAGCGAGUCCCUGCAGGCGAGGGCCGAGAGGAUCCUGGGCAUUGAGGUGGCUGUGGAGUCCCUCCUGCGUGCCAAGAAAGCAGGACAGAGCCAACCACCUGAGCCUGAUGCAAAUGCCUGCAGCCCUGAGUCACUCAUGGAACAGUCACUGCCUAGCCCAGAACCAUCAGGUAUUCCCCCAGUGACCACUGAUGCCUUCUAUAGCAGGAGAAAGUGCGGCUGGACCCAAAGCCCCCUGUUUGUAGGGGAAAGGGCACCCCAGACUUCUGAGCCCUCAGAUGUGGAUAGGGUCCCUGCCAAGCAAGCUACGAGCCCUGAGCCUCAGCCCAGACCCAGAGAGGCCAGGUCCUUUGAGGAAAAGGAUGUGGGGGCAAAGCCACCCUUCAGGUCCACUUUAUUCCAUUUUAUAGAAAGGACCUCAAGUGUGGCAGGCUCAGAAAAAAGGUUCCGAAGCCCUUCCAAAGUGAUUGAGAGUUUACAAGAGAGGCUGGCAGCCCCUCCGAGGAGGGCGGACUCUGACCGCGUGAUGAGAAUGAAGGAGGUGAGCUCUGUGUCUCGGAUGAGGUGUCUGAGCUCCAGGAACACAGACUCCAAGGAGGAAGGUGAGGACCGGAAGGCUGUGAGAGGCCAGGCCUGGCCCCCAGGAGGCCCUGUGUCUCUGAGCAGUGGUGAUCCUCCCUGGAGAGUGGGGCAUUCACCCUCCAUAUCCAAGGGCUUCACCUCUCGAGAAGAAAACGGGCAUCCUGCAGCACAAAGGGAGAAGAACUGGGAUCCAGAUUUCUGGUGCCCAGAUUCAUAUGACCCAAGCAGAGUGGAGAGGGUGUGAUGAAGCCUGGCUGGGACUGCUCUCACUCAUAGCAUAUUCUCUCAUCUAGUCAUUCCGCCCAUCCUGCUCCAGCAGAAGGGGGAAACUGCUGGGUUUUAGCAUGCUGAUUCCCCACUUACCACGGUCGGUAGGAAGGCUCCUCUCUGUACAGAAUUGCUUGUGGAGAUAAACAAUAGUCCAUUGAAACCAUCUGUUUUUAUAGCAUGAGGAUCUAAUACCUAUAUUUAGGAAAGAGUUUUCACAUAAACUCUCCUUACCGAUGGAUUUGGCCAAGUUCACAAAUAGUUUGGUGUUAAUCUGGUUCUGUGGGAGAUGUAAUGAAAGGUUUUGAAAAGACCAUGAGCGUUGCCAGCUCCCCUUCGCACAUCCAUGGCCUGCCAUUGGAGGUCAUACUGAGGAGUUUGGGAUUAGGCUUUUUUCCUUGUUUGGGCACUUUCAGUUCAUAGGAAAUGUGAAUGAAAAUACACAGUUCAUCUCUUAUCAAUUUGGCUUUCUGCUGCUGGAAGUAGCUUUACUAAUAAGUAACUUACCAUCAGACAAUAAAAGCAAUAUCUUAAGUUCCUAAAAGGUAACACUCUACUGUAAUAUACUAAGGAGUAUUAUUUAUCGGGCAACAUUGAAAUUCUUCGAUUGUUUGCAAACUUGCCAUUGUCUGCUUUGCACCCAGUAUUCUCUAUUUUUAUUUUCUGUGUGGAUGUUUAGAAAUUCUUUAUAUAAAAAGUAAUUACUGGUUUAAAAUAGACCAUUUUAACAAAGUAACUUUAUUUCUUUUUACAAAAUUGCUAUUUUUCUAUGAUGUAAACAGUCAUUAGGUGGCAGAUUUUUAAGGAAGUGUUAUUUUAUUUAAGAUUCUAGCCCUUUAUGUGAGAGGAACCCACAGAGGGUCUGCUUUUGCUUUAAAGCAAAUACCCCUGCCUCAUUCUCAACUCUGAUACUUUUAUUUCACUUUCGAAAGUGUCGAUGUAGAGCUAUCACAGGGUUAAUCAAUUUUUCUACAAAUACAGUUGUAAGGUUAUAUUUGAAAACAGCACUCUUAAAAUCAUCUAACAUCCUUAAGAUAAUUUUUGCUGCCAUAUCAUCUAGAAUUACCAAAAAGCAUAGUUUCAAUUUUUGUCUCUGGGGAUCUUCCCUGAGAUCAAACUUCCCUCUCUUCACCUGCCCUGCCCCUUUGAAGAAAUACAUAUUUUUAUCUAGAAUGAGCCUGAAUUAAUCUUGCAUAUUUUUUAAAAAGUGCUUGGAGAAUUAUAUACUUGGCAUUAUAUAUAUUUAUGUGUAUUUAUGCCAUUAUAAAAGUAUUAUGAGGUCUGUGUAUUCGACUGUGUUUAGUAUUGCAUUAAGCUGCACAACGUUUUUGCAUUUUUAUGCAUUUGUCCCUUUCUAAGUAAGGUAUUCACGUUAGUUAAUAUUUUCUAAACUGCUUCUUGUCUCCUUCCUUUUCUUCAUUCCCUUUCUUUCUUACCUUCUUUCCCCUUUUGUUUUUCCUUCUCUUACUUUAUUAAUUUUUCUUGUGAAAUCACCAUAUCUAUUUUUCAACAUUUCAACAGUCGGCUGGUCUGUCCUUUGACCCUAAACUGACUUGACUGGGCUUUCACAGUCUGUUCUUAUCUGCACCAUGUGAUUUUAUUUCAGAAGAACCUGAUGGAUUUGGACUGUAAACAGACAAAACAGAACCUAAGUAAUCCUGACAGAUCUCCUUGAGUACACUUACCUGCAGUCUUGGUUCCCACUUGUUCCUCAAGGCAGUCUCUUUCCAAAACUCGGCUCUUAGGAAAAGUUGUAGUAGGCUCUGAUUUUCACAACAGCAGGAAGAUGAACCAUGUCUCUUUCCAGGAAAAGUUUGGUGGGGAAGAGGUCAGUCGCUCUGGCUGGGGGAACAUGCAAGUGAUCAGAAGGCUAAAAGAAGCUGAGCCACCUCCCUCUUUAGAAGCAAAUGAAAGAAACUAUGUGUAUAUAUACAUAUAUUAGCUUUGUUUGGACUUCCUCUUAAGUAUUUUGAUACCAUCUAAAGACUUAUUUUAACCAAAUGAAUUAAAUUUUAGCUUAUUCUGCAAGAGAAAGAUCUGCAAGAAAAAAAAGUUGUUCCUUAUGUAUAUCUCAAAUAAUCCAAAAUAUGAUGCUUUUCUAUUCUGUUUUAUUCUAAAUCAUAUCAUCUUUCUGGAACAAUCCUGAAUUUAAUCAAAAUUAUUAAUAUUUAUACUUUAACCUUAAUUUUUGUUGAUUGAAUCUUUCGAGGGGAAAAGACUGACUUUAAAAUCAGUAACUUGAAAAUUCGACUUUUAAACUUUCAUUUUCUAAGGUAAAUAAUAGUCUCUAGUUAAAAAUAGCCUUUUUUUGUGUGUGUUCGUCACUGUUUUUUCUUAUACAUAUGAUUUUCUUUGGUAUUUAAUAAUUUGUAGCUUAUAAAAUUAAAAGUUUUAUUUUGACCAUUUAGACUAAAAAUUGUAUGAGGAAGUACAUGUGAAAUAUGUUUGUCUUUCUGAUUGUGUAAAAAGAGAUGAAAGUGGUGGUAAUUUGGCUUCAGUUGCCUUUCUUUGAAAAAGAAUCUCGGAAUGAUCAAAAGGCAACCAUGUGUAUUACCCCUUUCAACUUACCGUUUCACAAAUCCCAGAAAACUCUUUCCUGAAGGUGAAGCCAGCCCGAUUGGAUCUUCAGAAUUUCUUCCAUGUUGAUUAUAACUAUUUGGAUUUCUUUCUGAAAAUAUCCUAAAAGAUGGAUCUAUCCUUUGAUACCCUGGUCUCCCUGAUGAAAUUGUAGGUCUAGGUUUUGAUUCACACAGGAAUUCUAAGUAGAACUUUCUCUGUUCCACUUGGCUGUUGGCAAAGGGCUAUCAUUCAUGAAAGUUCAAGUGUCUAAACUCAAAUGACUCUGAAACUGGACUCUGACCAUCUUUGCAGCAGCAGAAUGACUUACUCUGGCACCAUCUUGGCUUAGGGCUCCUAAGGAAAGUGAACAGAGCUGAUCUACUGCCACCAAUGGACAUUGACACUAACCUACUAUUUCAUCCCCAAAGAUGAAGUUUGCCUAUUUGGUUUUAUUUUUGUUUGUUUGUUUAAAAUGAUUAAAUAAUACACUAUUAAGUGUCAGGUUAACAUCUCUCUCAGAGUGACCAGCGCAGCAGAAUUCUCUGUCUAUAAAUACUUGAGCUUAGAGAAGAAGCACUUGCGAUUUCCAAAGUUCUGAGAAACAGUUAUGCUAGUGUUUGUGAGCAUUGUUCUGCCACAUUCAACUGUGCAGGGGAGACCAUGCUGAAGCAGAGGGGUGAGGGGUGGGAGCAUGUUUCUGGAGCUGAAGCUGUUGCUGCCCUGGGGAGGUUGUGUGUUAUCUUUUAUGCUUUGUUUUUUACUGUGAUCUGUAUGUGCAUCUGUGGGAGGAGAGUUACUACCCAGGACAGGAUUUAAGAGACACAUUCCAAAUGACCUUUAAGAGUCAGGAUGGUGGGAGGUCCUUUUCUAGGAGUGUGAGUUGGUCCACUCUGGGACCAAUCAGGCAGAAAAGGGGGAGAUGAUAAAAUGCCAUUAAAGGAAGAAUGGUGCUCAGCUCAGCCUCUAUGUUUUGUUGAAAAGAAAAGGAAGGGAGUGGUUGAGACUAUAAAUCCAGACUGAGGCCUCUUGAAAGGUCCCUGUGGUCUAGCAACCUGCCCCUUAAAACAGUCCUUGGGUUCAUCCACAGUGUGGGGAGGCCUGCACAGCUCCUGCACAUUCCUGACCUUGAUUUUGGAAAGCACCUGUCACAAUUGAGUUCAUUAAUACAGAAGGUCCGGGGUGGGAGGGUGCUUUUUCUGUGGUCUCUGUCCACUGACUGAACUCAAAGGCAAGCUGGGAUCAUCUGGCCAUUUGUUCUGAAAGCUUGACUAGGGGUGAAACAGAAACCUUGUCCAUGCAGAAGUCUGGCACUGCACAGACAUGCAGCCACACCAAAGGAGCAAUGAAAUGCUUACUUAUUCUACCUCCCUGUACCUAUGUCCCACAGCAGAGCCUAGAUGUGUGACACUCACUGUCACAGAGCAAGAGGGAGAUGAAGACAAGUUCGGGGUGAGAAGCAGAAAUUAGAAAUGAAAACCAUGUGUCAGAGCCAGAAGAAAGGUAGUAACCCCAAGAUUAUAUCAAAAUCAAUGACAAAAUCAAGCUAAGCAGAAGUGGCACAUACACAAAAAAAAAGCCAGGCAUAGUGGUACCUGACUGUAAUUCCAGCUACUCAGGAGGCAGAUGCAGGAGGAUCAUGAGUUCAAAGCCAGCCCAG